AUGGAGGCGGGUAUAGGUUCGGAGCGGGCUGCUUACGUAGCGGGUACGGGGCGCGCGGAAACGGCAGUUGAAACGGUGCACGGACCGCCUCUAGUUCCCGAGCACGCUGACGUUCGUGACCCACACGGGCUUCGUGACUUGCGGCCAAGCACCCGGGGUCUGCGUUCUGCUCAGUUUCGAGCGCUUCUCAUCAAAACGUACCAUUAUCAGCGUCGCCAAUGGUGCGACUCUGUCUGCAUCUUUCUCAUGCCCUUCGUUUUCCUACUUGCGGCGUUUAUUCUCGGGAAGAUCGUGAACUCCUCUAUCACACACAAACAAGUAACUGCUGCAGAGCAGAAUCCGCGAGGCGGAUUCGCACCGACUUUCUUUGACCCUAACCUCUGCGCCGAAUACGGCUCCUUGGGUUGCGAGCUUGGGCCUUUUCUGCCCGCAAUCGACAUUGCAGUCGGCGGGGUUUCCGUGGACGUCCCACUGGUGUUCCCGUACGCGGGGCCAGCGAGCUCUGCGACCAACCUCGGCCGCGUGAACUAUGCUAUUUGCAAUCCCCUGUUUUCGACUUCUGCUUGCGAAGCGCUUGCUGCAGCCGGACCGUCUGUCCGAGAGGGACUCUUCGGGAACUUUACGCUGCUCCCCUUUCUGUACAACGGCUCAGAUAUCUACAACGUCAACGAUCUGUUGCUCAAGGUGUUUAGUAACGAUACGUCCAACAAGCGCUACCAAGCCCUGGUCAAUUCCUCAAAGGCAUCGCCCUCGUAUCUGAACAACAUCUAUGGACUGAGUGUGGAGAGCUUUGGCGAUGGAUCCAGUGGCCGGGAGGCGCUUCUCCGCCAGCUGUACAAUGUCUUCUACACCAGCGAUCGUUACGCAUUUCCGCAGUAUUUCGGUGCUUACGUAAUCUCCGAUACGAGCUCGUUCCCGAAUAUCUCUGCGACCGUCUACUACAACAAUACCAAUCUGAAUCUACCGUAUCAGUCGCUUCCGUUGACAGUGCCUGCCAAUGAGUUUUGCUAUCCAGACGGCAACUGCCAGCUUAUCGCGGGAGUCAGUCACCUGUACGACGUUGUCGCCAAGGCGAACGGCAAACUCGGAGUCGAGAAUUUGCUGCGUAUUGUGCCCAAGGUCAAGGGUAUUCAGUCCAAUUUCAAUUUUGUACAACUCGUGACCGCAGUGCUGAUUGGCAUUCUCCUGCAUUUCAUGAUACCCUCAAUCCUACGGAAUCUGGUGAUGGAGCGUGAGAGCGGCAUCCGCCAAAACAUGCUCAUCAUGGGCUUGCGACUCCCGACCUACUACGUGGUGACGUACCUCGGUUUUCUGUUGAUGUACCUUUUGGUCAUGAUCAGCACGGUCAUCUUCGGCUUAGCAUUCCGUAUUCCUUUCUUUACGCUGAAUACACCGCUUCUGUACUUUGCAACGUUCCUGCUCUGGGGACUAGCGAUGAUAUCCUUCUGCAUGUUCUUGGCGCCGUUUUUCUGGGAACCGUCCACUGCGCUGAUCCUGGGCUGGACCUAUGUCGUCGUCAUCAACUUUAUUGGCGGCCAGUAUAUAGGGAACCUAUUUACUUACGGAGCGUCGUCGGCGACGUUCUUGGCCACAUUCCUGCUGCCGUCGUUCAGUUUCUUCUAUUCAGUCUACUACGCCGGUGGCGUCAACGUUGCCGGUGUUGGCAUCCAUGUCAGAUCCGAUAACACCACCGUUCCAGGGGUCAAUCUGGGCAUGUGUGCUGGAAAUUCACUCAUUUGCUACUCAUAUUUAUACCUGGCUGUUGAGGCAAUCGUUCUGCUGCUCAUUGGUCUCUACUUGGACCAGGUUAUCCCGCAUCGGUUCCAGGUUCGAAAGCAUCCGUUGUUCUUCCUCGGUUUCAAGCGCCGCGUAGCGUCAAAAGUUGUCAUCGAUGAAGAGAAGGCGAACACGCUCACAUCCAAGGCGGCUAUCGACAGUAGCGUGCAGGCCGAGGAAGAGGCUGCUGCUGCAGCGCUUGCCGUUCCGUACGAUGAGAAUGCACCGAGCGUCUGCAUUCAUAGGCUUUCAGUCGCUUAUCCCGGCAGGCCACCGUUCCACGCGGUUCGGGGCCUCUCGCUUGCAUUGCGACGCGAUGAGACUUUCGCAAUUAUCGGCCAGAACGGUAGUGGCAAAUCCACGACCAUGAAUUGCCUUACCGGCCUGCUUGAUAUCACGUCGGGCGAUGUGCGUAUCCUUGGUCUCGAGGUCCCAGGCGAUCUCAAUGAAAUCCAACUACAAAUGGGUGUGUGUCCGCAGUUUGACGUGCUUUGGAGUGAUCUCACCGGAGAGGAGCACCUCUACUUCUACGCCAGGCUGAAAAAUGUCCCGCGGGCAAAAAUCCGCUACGCUGUCCAGGACGCUCUGGAAAGCGUGCGGCUGGAUGCGCCCCAUGUACGGCACCGUUUGGCGCGAAAGUACUCCGGUGGGAUGCGUCGACGACUCUCUGUGGCGAUUGCCUUGAUCGGGGGCAGCAAGCUGGUCAUUCUCGAUGAACCAUCCACGGGUCUUGACCCCCAGUCGCGGUACGAUUUGUGGGCCUGUAUUCAGCAGCACCGUGCCGGGCGGACGAUUCUGCUGACAACCCACUCGAUGGAGGAGACGGAACGUCUCGCCGACCGUGUUGGCAUCAUGUGUAUGGGUCAGAUGCGAGCCAUUGGAAGGCCGAAUGAAUUGCGUUUGCGUCUGGGCCAGGGCUAUCGACUGGUACUGCAGACAACACUCUCGCGAGCAGUGGUUGCACACGAACGCAUUCUGGAAAAACUGAGUAGCAGGGCGGUUUUAGAAGCAACUGUUGGUGGUCAGUUCGUGUACAUGCUUCCACGGGAAGACUUGCAGCUCUCGCAGGUGUUUGAUGUGAUGAACGCCAUGCAGCUAUCAGGCAUCGUUACGGACUGGAGUGUUUCACAGGCCACCCUGGAGGAUGUUUUUCUGCGUGUAACCCGCGAGGCAGAGCGCGAAGCCGAAGAGCAUCGUGACAAGUGGGGCCUCUGA
Messenger RNA from Cyanidioschyzon merolae strain 10D, 2991 nucleotides. Its product is annotated as ATP-binding cassette, sub-family A. Lineage: Eukaryota; Rhodophyta; Bangiophyceae; Cyanidiales; Cyanidiaceae. The transcript has a single exon. Gene Ontology annotation, biological process: transmembrane transport; lipid transport. Bases 1 to 2991 code for a protein of 996 amino acids. The record is from RefSeq and is a predicted model, not a curated record. Gene Ontology annotation, molecular function: ABC-type transporter activity; lipid carrier activity; ATP hydrolysis activity. Gene Ontology annotation, cellular component: membrane; intracellular membrane-bounded organelle.